Molecule: messenger RNA, 2603 nt
Organism: Branchiostoma belcheri (Belcher's lancelet)
Lineage: Eukaryota; Metazoa; Chordata; Leptocardii; Amphioxiformes; Branchiostomatidae
Product: serine/threonine-protein kinase Nek11-like
Exons: 15
Coding region: 244-2358 (704 amino acids)
Biological process (GO): protein phosphorylation
Molecular function (GO): protein kinase activity; ATP binding
Source: RefSeq, a predicted model, not a curated record
GUCCGCGAUCGCCAGUCUUUUGUGUUUUGUAUACAUUUAAAUUUAUCACCUGCGGAUUGGUGCUAGUCCUUCACGUAAAGUUCCAAAUUCUUUUAAAGUCCUAUACAGUCGGUAUCUAUGCUAUGAUUUCUCUGCUAACUGAAGGGUUGUUGUAAUGACUUCAGAGAGGUAACGUAACGUUGGAAAUCGCCAAGAAAGUUUUGCGUGUCAAACUCAAAGAAGUUGUCGUCAAAGCCGCCCAAGAUGCCUCUGCCCAAGGAGAUGCCAAGAAGCUUACAGAAAAGCCCCAAAAAGCCCAAGGACCAGGAAGAGAUCAGAGUUGUGGAUAAUAGAUAUGUGGUGGAGAAGAAACUAGGAAGUGGGAAUUUUGGGACAGCUUAUCUGGUGAGAGACAUGAAGACUAAAACUGCAGACGGAGAGUGGAAAGUACUGAAGGAGAUCUCAGUGGGAGACCUGGCCCCUGAUGAGACAGUCGGUGCCAUGCAUGAAGCCAAGCUCCUCUCCAAACUGGACCAUCCCGGCAUCGUCAAGUUCCACGACAGCUUUCUGGAGAAGGAAAACUUCUGCAUCGUCACAGAGUUCUGUGAGGGAGGAGACUUGGACAACGUGUUCUCAGAGUACCGUAAGCAGAAGACGACUCCUGCACCUGAACAGGUGAUGGAGUGGUUCAUACAGCUGCUGCUGGCUGUACAACACAUGCACCAGCGCAAGGUGCUGCACAGGGACCUCAAGGCAAGAAAUAUCUUCAUGAAGAACAAUGUGUUAAAAGUUGGAGACUUUGGGAUCUCUCGUAUCCUGAUGGGGACAUCAGACAUGGCCACCACCUUCACUGGUACUCCCUACUACAUGAGCCCAGAGGUGCUGAAACACGAGGGGUACAACUCCAAAUCUGACAUCUGGUCCAUAGGCUGUAUCCUGUAUGAGCUGUGCUGCAUGAAGCAUGCAUUUGAAGGCCAGAGUCUGAUGGGAGUAAUGUACAAGAUUGUGGAGGGGAAGACACCAUCACUUCCAGACACUUACCCCAAGGAACUCAAUGAAAUACUAGCCAGAAUCCUGACUAAGGAUCCCGCCAAACGCCCUUCUGCUGCUGACCUGCUGACCACACCUUACAUUGCCAAGAAAAUAGAGGUUCUUAAGAUUAAAAUGGCUGACAUGAAGAUCACUGUGUCUGUGAAUAAAGUGGAUGCCCAGGCUGAAGCACAGGAUAUCAAAAAGGCACUGUCAGAGAAACACAAGCUGGGUGACAUGAGGAGAGAACAGGAGGCACACCUGACUCCACGGGAGAGGAUGAGGAUCAGGAAACAGCAGAAGGCAGAGGAGGAGGCCAGGAGACUCAAGGUGGCAGCCUUUGUGCAGUACAAUGAAAACCAGCGUCGACAGUCGGAGACCAGACAUUCACACUUCCGCAGCAGUAUAGAUGUAACCAAGGCCGGUCCCCCACCUCAGAGUCAGACAGCCUGGGGCUCAGUCCUUCACCAACAGAACCUGUACAACAUUCCCGACCUGGGUGUCCUUCAUGAACACACCAGAGAACAGCCCCUACAGAACGAGUCCCUGUACCUCACCGCAGAGGAAACUCCCCGACCAAUCACGUCAUUCGAACCUUCCUACAGAGACUUUGAUGAGCAGCCCAUCCCUACGUUAGCUAAGAAAGGCGUUGAGGCCAAGCAGCCGUACCAAAGGUCGUAUUCGGAUGACGGACCGCGGUUGAGGUCCAGUUCGACAGGUCAGCUGGAGGAGAAAUCUGCUGCAGAAAAAAAUAAAAAGAGCAAGUUGAGGUCACGUUCAGAUUCAGGAGACGACAAGCUGAGGUCAAGCUCAGAUUCAGGUACAAGUUCCAGUGGUGCCACGGACAGUCCAAGGAGGGACAUGUUUGAGAUUGCAGAUGAUGAUAUCCCAGAGGAUCCACAGAUGGCAGAGACCUUCUACACUCUGCAUGAGGACUUUGAGUCUUCAGGAAGUUCUGUGGAGGAGGACCUGUCCUAUGGGAGUGAUGGGGAGUUAGAGGGAGAGGAUGACUUUGGUGCUUUGGCCAAUUAUAUGCAGAGUGCCUUGGAUCUUACUGCUGCAGACAACACCACAGUGUCUGAUGACACAGUAUCAGAUGCCUUUGGACCAGCUGUCCGGGACACUAAGAUCAGGAACAUGAGAACGCAAUGUGAGAAAGCUCUAGGAAAAGACACAUUCAAAAAGGUGUACAGGUACCUGAAGGACACCCGCUUCGGUGGCAAUAACGAGACAAUAGAUGAGGUGGACCUGAUGAACGGACUGCGAAAGUACGUGACCAAUCCCAGCGACUGUUUCAUCGUGGACCAACUCCUGUUCCUAGAAGAACAAGCCAAGAUUGGCCAGGCAUGACGGAGGAACUGCUGACUAGAUCAGAUGUAGAUUUUCCUCUAGUAUUGAGGUUGUUCAGUUUUGAGAGGACCAUCACGUCAGCAGAACGUAUUGCACCUGCGCAAAACUCGUAAUGUAUUGUGCAUAGCAUUUUGGCAGAACUUCUCGUAUAUGGUCAAAUUCGCGUAUAUAAGGUUAAGAUCCCGUCUGUAGUUUCCAAACGUUAUGUCAGAAAAGAUGUCUUCUGCAACAGGCAAAAUUCUGAU